Molecule: messenger RNA, 3174 nt
Organism: Closterium sp. Naga37s-1
Lineage: Eukaryota; Viridiplantae; Streptophyta; Zygnematophyceae; Desmidiales; Closteriaceae
Source: the annotation of a GenBank genome assembly
AUGAUGACAUGCCCGAGCUGCGACGACCAUGGCGUCGUCGAACCUGCAACGGCCACGGAGCAGGAGGAUGUGGUGUCAAGCGACGAUGAAGACGAGUCGGACGAAGCUGACGGUGCUUCGUCAGACGAGGAAGCACAUGCUGCUGCGCUACUGGAUGGCGAAGAGAGUGCGCCAGAGGGAACGUUUCAGCCAGAGGACAACUUCGACACGCUCAUGGAGGUGUUUCGCCUCAUUGUCGGCUGCAACAACGGUGCGGGUCUCUCGAACGAGAGUACGGUGUGGCUCCUGAACCUUCUGCGCGACGAGCGUCUUGAGCUGGCGCGUAUCCAACGUUGGCGAACGUUGUACGCCGUGAUUCGGUUCGGCAUGAACCUGCUGAUGUCUAGCCGCAAUUACGAGACGACCUCGUUCACCAUUCCUGGAUGGGAUGGCACGUUCGAGGUGGUGCGCACUAGCGGGACGGAGGUCUCGUGCACGCAGCAGCAGGCCUCAGCGAUGCCUUGCUCUAUCUGCUACGUGGGGCGAGGUCAGCUCCGGGACAUGGAGCGGGAGCCAGCCGACCACCGCACGGUUCAGCAGCAGGAGCAGCUGGUGGGCGACCCGACAGAGGCGAAGGCGUACUCGACCAUUCCAAUCCCGACCAUGUAUCCCGACGCACGCCUGGCAGGACUUCGCCCUCCCGGGUCUGGCAGCUACUGGGCCAGUGGCGCAAACUUCACCGCCAGCGAGCAUGCCUCUGCCAUGAUGCUCGCACCGUUCGCGCUCGAGGGGGAGGGUGAGGUCGUCAACAGGCUGGCGCUCGUGACUGUGCUCGAGUGGCACGAGUCUGGUGUGUGUGGUCCAAGUCACUCUGACGUAUCCCUUGGAGACUUCGAGCAGGCCACAAAGAGGCGCGCCGGGUUACCGAGCCAGUACUCGGCGGCUGUGUACGAGAACGCACACAUCCGCACGUGCAAGCUGCCCUACAGGACCUCCAACCGACGCCAGCCUCUGCAGGCGAUCGCGGCGCACAACGUGCGCGCCGCAGCGCUGGCGCAGCUGGCAACGGCCCUUCCAGCCCGCAGGCGCAACCAGACGGCAUUGACCCGGGCCAUUGCGGCGGGCACCCCCCAGCUGACGGCAUCGCGCAAGUCCCUGACUGCGCGGCCCGACCACGACCUUGACGCGGGCUCGGUGUUUGAGGAGAUCAACAAGGCCGUGGGGGGGCUCCUGAUGUACUACGACACUGUGAUGCGCCACGCUGGCCUGCGCCCCUUCCCCGCCUGGGCGCACAUGGCAGUGGCGCUGCCGGCGCAGCCAACCGACCACAGGCACAUCAAGCCCCAUUAUACCCGGGCUGCAGCAUCGCUGCACGGGCGCACGGCUUUCUCCUGCGUGGAGUACGACUCGGCCCGUGGGCAGACCCAGUACGGGCGGCUGCUCAUGCUGCUGGAUGCAGAGCGUCCGCUGGACGACAGCAGGCAUGAGCCUGUAGAGGUGGCCGUGCUGCAGAGGCUGACCCCCCAGGGCCUCGACGAGUGCACAGGCUGCCAGAUGCUCGGCCCGCCCGGGGCAAUCAAGCCCUCAUCUUCCUCACUUGCUCACUACUCUUUCUUCCUGUUUUCCUUUCUCUCCCCUCUCUGCUCCUCGUCCCUCGCCCCAUCAUCCCCCUCAGGCACCAUCCCCGCCUUCUGCAAGGGCGAGUACCCAAUGUUUUACCUCAAUCUCGCCUCCAACGCCCUCUCCGGCCCGCCCACCCCGCUCUCCUCCCCCGCCUGCGCCGCCUCCCUCGAAUAUCUCAACUUUGCCUCCAACCGCCUGUCCGGCCCCAUCCCCGCUACAAUCAGCUCCUUUACAAACCUCACGCGCCUCCGCCUCGACAAGAACAGCCUCACGGGGGCGAUCCCUGCUGGUGGUCUUCUUUGGCACGCUGUAGCCAUGGCCCGUAAGCGCAAGAGCGUAGCUAGUUCUGUUGACUUGUGCCCGCGGGAUCUCGACGAGAUCCCGUACAUCGCUUGGAUGAACAAACAAAUCGCGGCCGGCCGCAAGCCCGCCGGCCCUUUGCCCGAAGGAGCGCCUGGUGCGGGGGACACCUCGUUCGAAGCCCCGCGCGAUGUCCCUACCCGCGGACGCCGUCAUGCCGACCGGGUUGCCUCAUCCCGCGUCAACGACGAUGCUACCUUCGAUGACGAUGAUGACGCCGCGGACUCUGAUUACAACGAGUGCGACGAGGCCUGCGAAGACGACGCGGACUCUGGCGAGGAGCAGGACAAGGGCAUGUCCCCCUCCGAGGAUGAAGUUGACGCCGACGAGGACGCCGAUGACGACGAGGACGCUCCCGAAGAGGCCCAGCCUGCGUCCCCGGCUUCUCGUCGCGGCCGUGCAUCUGCCGCUGCGGGAACCAAGACUGCUGCUAAGGGCGGGGAACCUCCGCGUGCCGCUGCCAAGACCCGUAACUUGCAUCCUGUUAAGCGGAGCGUGUGGUCCCCCCGCGAGAACACAAUCUUCGUGGCUGCGCGUUGGUUCAUGAAGGACGAGCUCGGGCCCCUCCUCGGGAAGCAGGGCUCUCAGUACUGGGCCCGCCUCGCGCGUCACCUCGAGAAGGAGAAUCCCGGUUGGGUGCGCGGUGUAAACGCGCUUCAGAAGCAGUGGCGCAAUCUUGUGAACAUGUACAAGCAGAUCAAGAAGGGGGAAAAGGCGAGCAGCAAGGGUGCCGUGUGCAAGCCCCACUGGUACCCGUACAUGGCGCUUUUCCAGAACAACAAGGCGGUGGGCAACCCUCACGCCGUCGACGGUGGCGGUGCGGCACACGUCAACGUGCCGUGCGGGUACGCGGUCCCGUCCACUUUGGCGCCCUGCACCUCUACGCCGACAUUCACUGAGACGGCGACGAUGGCCACUGCAAAGCUGGUGUGCGAGACGAUCAAAGGCUGCCACUCAGACGCCAUGAGCAGGCUCGAAGGCCUCGUCCGCGCGUGGAUGGAUCAGGACGCGCGUAUUGCUCGGGAACGCGUGCAGCAGCCCGCACCCUCCCCGCAUGUCCGCGACGACAUCCCUGCCCACGCGGACAACAUGACCGACUCGCACGCCGCCGAAGGCGGCGACGACGGCUGGCUUCGUGGCGGGCAGGCGGGCGAAGACCCCUCUAACCCAGAUGCGGGUGAGGAGGUGUGGGUCCGCGGCGCCGCCGAGUGA